AGUAGAGGUGGUUUUGUUGGCUUGCGUUAGGUGGGUUUGAUCCUCAUGGCUCUCCGUACUUGCCUGGGCGUCGUCAUUGUUACAGUACACGGUUCCUGUUUCUGUUCCUGCUGCUUUUGCGUAGGAGACACACACUCACACAUACAUCAUCUAGUCUUGGAGCUUACAUAAACCACUUGUUUAAAAGGUUGAAAAUGCUGUCGGUCACUGUGGACAACAGUGGAUCUCCAAAGAAGCGGGCGUUCUCGCGUGGAAUCAGCGAGGAUGAAUCACUUCGUAGCUUCAUAAAGGAGGCUGAGAGCUCGUCCAGGCGUCUACCACGAAGUGACAGCCGAGCAGGAACCUUGAAGAGGAGGCCUGACAGCCAGUCUGAGAAGGACCUCCUCAUGGGACUUCCUGAAAUGCUGGAGCUGCAGGCCAGCUAUGACGAGGCGCUGCACGAGCUGCGUGGGCUGGAGGUGGAGCGUGAGGCUCUGUUGUUCCAGGUGGACGUCCUGCAGGACACGCUGGAGGGUGUAGAGGAGCUGCUGGCAGAGGCUCAAAGGGAGGCUAGAGAUGCUCAUUUGGAGUUGGAGCGUGAGCGGGAUGCCAAGAGAAAACUGGAGAGUGUAGUCCGCUCUCUGAUGCAGAAAGUGGAAACAUUAAAAGAGGAAAGAAACACCAAAGAGCCGAUGUGUGACCACACAGGGGAAAGUGAGGUGGAUGCAAAGAGAUCAGGACACCAAAUGAAUGGUAAUGCCGACGAAGACACCUCCCUGUGUGAAGCUGCGCCAGCGUCCAAGGCGGACGAGGGAAGCGUGAUGACAAAGAUGAGGUGGGUGGCUAAUAGCACCCCCUCCCUUGCACUGGACAGCCCGGCCUGUGGGGACGGGGUGCAUAGGAGGCCUUACGAAAGCUGCACCGAAGGCGGACGAGAUCCUUCUCCAGAUAAGAGCGACUCUGACACAGCAAGCACGUAUGAGGACGCCUCUGCGGAGACUCCGGAGCAGCAGCACGUCUUUCCAGGUGACACUCAGGAGCUGCCUCAUGACUCCACAACUCACCAGGUGACCAACGAAUGCAACACUGAUAGCACCGACUCCCAUGAGGCUCAAAGUAGUGACAACUGCGUUGUGUCUUAAUUUAUCUGUUAGGGGAUUUAGUUAGAAACCACACACCUUUUUUAGAAUAGCCUCACAGCAGCAGAGCUCAGGUGGUUCACUAGCUCAGUGUUUUCCAACCUUUAAUGAGGUACAUAUUUUACAUUAGAAAAAUCUCUUGGCAACGAAUAUGUUUUAUGAUUAACAACAGGUGGAUAGACAGGUUCAUUAUGUACCAGCAUUUCGUUGUUCUGCCUCGCUGUGUGUCGCUGGCAUAGAUGAACAAGGAUCCUUUGUGAUCGCUCACGACAUCCUAAUGUGCAGCGGCACCGUAGUUGGGAAUCACUGCACUAGCUAACAUAGAUGACUACUUUUCUCAAUCAUAUCUUCACUUUGUGUCUUAAGACUACUAAUAUUUUAUACUUUUUGGAAUUCUGAACAAUUGUUCUUUCUAAGCUGCCUGCACAAGAAAGUUUAUUGGUUUGAGUAUAAAGAUAUGUUGCCAUCAGUCUGUCUGCAAAGUGGCUUUAAGUUGUUUUUGGGAGGCUCAUUCUCGAUGCUUUAGUUUGUAAGGUCAUUAUGUUUCUAAAGUGUGAGGGUACCACUAUUUAUUCACUGCCUGACUGUUUUAUACUGUAAGGGAGCUGUACUUUUGUAUGUCUUUUGUACUGUUUCUUUUGAGAAUUUAGGGAAAUUGGCUGCAUUUGCACUUUUCACCAGUUGGCAUAAAUGUGCUUUCAAAACAACAUUCCCUUUAGAACCAAACAAAUCAGAGACCAACUCAGCUGCUGCAGGCUGCGUCCUCCUGUAGCUGCAUGGAAAUACUGCAUGUUUGCACACUUGCAGUAGAGCUCAGUGACAUUUUUCAUGUCUCAUUGCUGUAAACCUGCAGUUUUGGGUUUUUUUUACGUUUAAGGCCAGAAUCGCCACCUCUGUUGGGAGCUGUAGUUUGCAUGAACACGCAUGUCAUGUAUUUAUUUCUGCACGGCACAUACAGUACAUUCAUCUUUAUACCAUUUUUAUACAGCCUUUCGCAAAUAUAUUCCAAAAUGCUUCGUCACGGACAUGCAUUUUACUUACAUGUAUUUAAUAAAAAUAAAAAAAAAUCCACAAUGUGAUUUGCCAACAUUCUCUUCUUGACUUAUUAAGUGUCUUAACUAUCAUGAGCUCACUCAUCUGUUGAAUAAUUAAUAAUAGAGUGCAAUGGGCUUCUGUCAUCUUGUGGACAGUUUUAAUGAAUAUACCUGUAUAUUUGCAGCGUAAUAUCAUGACUGCAUUUUUUUUCCUCAUACUUGAUUAGCUGCAGUGCUUUCACACACAGAUCUGAUGACUAUUUGAUGCCGUCUGUCACCACCUACAGUACAACAACUUCAUCUGUCAUUGCACAAUCAUUGUAAUUGAGAACGCUCUUACACUGAGGAUGCUGACAUGUUUUAUGGCGCAUUCUGUGAUUAGAGCCUUUCGAAAGGGACUUCAUUACAGCCUGCAGUUAAGAUGGCGGUUUUUAGUUUCUUGACCGUUCAAGUAAUCAAAUGUUCUGUGCUUUAUUUCCACACAAUGUUUUGCAGUAAAAAUAUGUGACAGACCUGAUAACUGAAUACAUAUUUCAUAAUAAA
Molecule: messenger RNA, 2695 nt
Organism: Dunckerocampus dactyliophorus (ringed pipefish)
Lineage: Eukaryota; Metazoa; Chordata; Actinopteri; Syngnathiformes; Syngnathidae
Product: leucine-rich repeat flightless-interacting protein 2-like
Exons: 6
Coding region: 195-1121 (308 amino acids)
Biological process (GO): regulation of DNA-templated transcription
Source: RefSeq, a predicted model, not a curated record